GUUUUUUUAUUCUUCAGUGGAAUGCUCAUUCAGAACUAUUCCGCAGCGUGAACAUGGCCCAAUGGCAGGAAUACGCCAUGGACGAGUGCAUGGCCUGCCUCGUGUGAAGAUUACUUCAAUUGGUCAGCCAAUGGCGUCUUUUUGACCAUCUGAUAAGGAUAGUAAUAAGCAUCCAAUAGUUGGUUCUAUUGCCUCAAUUGCUUCCCACACUUUGAUUCUCGCUCGCACUCUCUCGUCUUUUCCCUGCACCUUCUUUUGCAUCCCUGCUUCCCUCUCUUGGCUGUCCAUCCCACUGUUACUCCCUCAUCUGUGAAUCAGAUUCAGACAAAACAUGCAACUGAUGUCGAGCGACGGUUCUUCUUCUUCCUCUUCCUCUGUCGACCUCCAGUCCGAGUACGACAACGAGAUCAAGGAGUUCCACUUCCAUUUGUACUGGUUCCAGAACAAUACGGCCUCACAGGCCAGCGCCGUGAAGCUGCGGGAUCGGAUUCUGGAGCUGGUUAAGCAAGGGUUCUUUCAGGUAGUGCCGCUCAGGAACGGGGUCAAUACGUCGCCACGAGGCCCGCAUCCGAUCGGGAGUUAUGAGGUGUGGUGUGCCCGGGAGGAUUUUGCGCGGUGCUACUCUUGGUUUGUCCUGAACCGGGGACCGCAUUCGGUGUUGAUCCAUCCGUUGACGAAAGAGGAGGUUGCGGACCAUUCGUCGAGGGCUACGUGGUUGGGGACACCUGUGCCGUUGGAUUACUCGAACUUGACCCCGCAUCUGGAUCAUGUCCCGUCGCAGUAUCCGGAGCUUGGACUGGGAUACAAUGCUCCUCCCAAGAAGGAAUCGAAUUAAAAUAGCGCAGCCCUGGUACCUCUCCAAGGGGGAAAAAAAGCGGUUUCCAUGUAAUAAACAUCUACG
Molecule: messenger RNA, 901 nt
Organism: Gamsiella multidivaricata
Lineage: Eukaryota; Fungi; Mortierellomycota; Mortierellomycetes; Mortierellales; Mortierellaceae
Product: DOPA-like domain-containing protein
Exons: 1
Coding region: 332-835 (167 amino acids)
Source: RefSeq, a predicted model, not a curated record